Molecule: messenger RNA, 1112 nt
Organism: Vitis vinifera (wine grape)
Lineage: Eukaryota; Viridiplantae; Streptophyta; Magnoliopsida; Vitales; Vitaceae
Product: leucine-rich repeat extensin-like protein 3
Exons: 7
Coding region: 43-939 (298 amino acids)
Source: RefSeq, a predicted model, not a curated record
UGCAUUCCGCAGCCCCAGCCCCAUUAGCAAUUAAUAGCCAACAUGUCAAUCUCUGGAAUUCAAGGUCAUUCGCUUGAGGUCACUGUUGUAGGAUGUAGUAAUUUGAGGGACACAGAAUGGAUAUCAAGGCAAGAUCCCUAUGUCUGUCUUGAAUAUGGAAAUUUCAGGCACCAAACCAAAACGUGUACAGAUGGAGGUAAGAACCCAUCUUUCCAGGAAAAGUUCAUCUGCACACUCAUCGAAGGCCUUCGAGAACUGAAUGUUGUUGUCUGGAAUAGCAACACCCUCACGGCGGAUGACUUCAUUGGCAGCGGAAAGAUUCAACUCCACAAGGUCCUUUCCCAAGGUUAUGAUGAUACUGCGUGGCCAAUUCAGGGUAAAUAUGGAAGGUACUCGGGAGAAGUUCGGUUCAUACUGUAUUAUCCAAAUGCUAAUAACAAAACAGCCACAAGACUUGCACCAUCAGUGCCAUCAUAUGCAACACCCAAUUCAGCCCUUUCUCCGAUUUACUCGUAUGAUACUGCCCCCCCACCACUGCCAGUGGCUCCUUACCCGGCAGCCACCACCGCCUACUCUGCACCUCCUUACCCUCCUGCCACCAGUUACUCUGCACCAUCUCCUUACACAACCUAUUCACCAUCAUCCUCUUACCCUCCUUCUCAACCUCUAGCUGGCUAUCCCCAGACAUGUCCUCCCUCUGGAUAUCCUUCACAAACAUUCCCACCUCCCCCUCAACCUUUAACAUCACAACCAUACCCGCCUCCUCCUCAACCCCUAAAUUCACAACCAUACCCACCGCCUCCUCAGCCCCCAGCAUCACACCCAUACCCGUCUCCUCCUCAGGCACCAGCAUCACAGGCAUACCCACCUCCCCCUCAGGCCCCUGCCUAUUAUCCUUCAGCUCAAUAUCCCGCAGUCUAUCCACCACCACCAUACUAAGCUCUAUAUACAGAUAUCCGGCGCGUCUGGAGAGUGGAGAGGAGAUACUAAUAACUUGUUGCAUGUGAAGAGAACGCAGCAUCCAGGAGUAGCUAAAAUCGCUUAUAUUCAGAUGUUAUGUUGGUUGUGUAUUGAUUCGAUUAAUUUAAAAGAAAGUGUCGGCCAUUUUGAUA